GGUUACGGAAUUUGCGAAAAUCAAUACGUGUCAAAUUCCAUGUCAACGAACGUCACACCCACUCGCUGUUUCUCGUUCCGAUAAUAACCACUGUACGAUAUCCUGUGAUUGGUUAUCAAAUGAAGCAAAAUAUAUUAUAUAUUUAGUUUGCAGUUCGUUAACAAAAAUAAAACCCAGAAAAAAGCAAACGACUGAUUACAUGUUGACGUUAAAAAGGAAAGUCAAGAAAAUAUAUAAAUCAUCGAACUGAAUGAACAUCGACCCAAGUAAUCAUUGUCUCGUCGCCCUUUCUGGUCUAUGCAAAGUAAACCUGACGAGGUAACGAUUGAUGAUUGGCUCGAAAAAAAAUAAGGUUAAGUCUGUCUAAAGCAAGAUAAAUUGUUAAAUUUACCUUGCCAAAGGAAACUCGUUGAAUAGAAUUUUCACGAAAGGCUCUAGAAAAACAUGUCAAUUUUUCAUGAGAAACGUCUGCGAUUCAGGUUAGGUUUAACAAAACUUCGACUUAACCUUAAGCCGGAGCCGCCCGUGUUUCUGUUACAUAUUCAUGGCGUGAGUGACGAUAGGUUAAGUGCUAAAACUCAGCUUAAACCAGAAGCCAGUUCAAGAAAACUAAAGAUCAGGAAGCUCCUGGAUGAUGACAGAAGCCAGCAGGACAAAAAAGGUACUCCGCACUCUUGUUCUGUUUCCUGUUCUAUGUUUCAAGUGUAUACUGACGCAUUGUGCUGGAGUAUGAACAGCCAAGGCCGUUGACUGUUUACACAACGAAAUUAGAAAGCCACACGAAGUACUUGGCCUUCUUGAAAAAUUACGAUACUCACGAAAUUCAUGCUGCAUGCGUGAACAAGGCUUAAGGAUACCUGACUACUUAGCUACUG
Messenger RNA from Cephus cinctus (wheat stem sawfly), 875 nucleotides. RefSeq lists its product as uncharacterized. The record is from RefSeq and is a predicted model, not a curated record. Bases 445 to 750 code for a protein of 101 amino acids. Lineage: Eukaryota; Metazoa; Arthropoda; Insecta; Hymenoptera; Cephidae. The transcript has 2 exons.